Messenger RNA from Rhagoletis pomonella (apple maggot), 1419 nucleotides. RefSeq lists its product as uncharacterized. Gene Ontology annotation, molecular function: nucleic acid binding; zinc ion binding. Lineage: Eukaryota; Metazoa; Arthropoda; Insecta; Diptera; Tephritidae. The record is from RefSeq and is a predicted model, not a curated record.
CCAAGGCCAACGUGACAAAAUCACCCUCGAAGAUUUCAUCUUUCUAUUGGGCCACCUCCGUUUGCAGUAUGGAUACUCAUGGGAAGACAUGAUGCGUGAAUUCCAUCAUCUACUCGCCGGAGACGCCCAGGAGUGGUACUGGCUGUUUAUAAAAACGAACCACGUAUCUGAUUGGCCAAAUUUGCAGCACGCGCUCUUAUGUGGGUUCGGUUCGCAUCGUAACGAUUACGAGCUACGUCGAGAUCUCGCCGAACGCCGUCAGCAGCCUGGGGAAUCGGUCGACGCCUUUUUCCAUGCGAUUGAUAUGUUAAGAUCGCGUCUACACAGCCCCAUACCGGAAUACGAGGCCGUAAAAAUCAUCAAAUGCAACCUCCGGGAAUUCUUGGCGCGAAUGGUGUACCCGAUGACGUUUCACACCGUAGAGCAGUUGCGAGUUGAAUGUAUCGAAGCGGAGCGGAGUUUUUCGACACGGUAUCGGCCAGCGACAGGCGGAGUGUACCAACAGCGAGCACACCAGGUGCAUGAACUUGCUUACCCAGACUGCAGCGACCACCGAUUCAAUGACGAUGAGGGUCAAGUCAUCGUCGACGAAGUGAGUCCAGCUUGGCAGCCAAUGUGCGCGGCAAUCCGUGCCGUCCAGCAGCGUAAGAAGCCGCUGACUUGCUGGAACUGUGGACAAGAGGGGCACUCUUUCACGGAUUGCAUGUCUGCAGCGAAAAAUAUUCUGAUUUAAAUGUGGCAAGCCGGAAUGUAUAACUCCAAAAUGUCCGAAGUGCGCGGCGGGAAACGUAGCCCGGAGCGCGACAAGACCGGAGGAGUCGCGCCCUCAACAAACUCCGGCGGAAAAAUAGAGCCUUGUAAGGAAAACAUAGCAGCAGCGUCCGCAAGCACCUGGGAUGAAAGACUGAAAAGGCGCAUAAAAUUACGAUAUUAAAACGAAAUCCCCUUGUUAACUUAAAAAUUAAUUCUAUCGCAAAACUGAUCGCUGGGAGGUCUCUGGAAGAGCGAAUACGUCAUUACUAUAGUGCUCGACAGCGCAUUUUUCAGCAACACCAACUUAAAGGAGCUCGACGCAUAACCAGGAAAGUGCAGAAGGCGCGUGAACGAUAUCAGAAGCGUAGAUCGGAACGCCUCCACGUUGCGGAAGCAGUUAAAAGCGCGGAUACAAACGACCCUCGCGUUUUCGCCGAUGUAGAAAUACGAGGAAGAAUUAUUAGGGGUCUCCUAGAUACAGGUGCCUCGAUAAGCAUCCUAGGGAAAGGCUGCAGGGAAUUAAUUGAGGAUCUGGACCUCGAAAUUCAACGCUUUGUGUCCACGGUGAAGUCGGCCUCUGGACAAAGCCAUGCUGUACUGGGCAAAACUACGGUAAACGUCAAACAUAGAGAUCAAGACGCAAAUUAACUUUCUACUUAUGUCCUU